AUGCUCCAUCUGCACAUGCAACUCAUCCACAAUCUGAUCUCAUCUGCAACCCUUGUCAUGGUAUGCCUGACAGUCUCGCCUCCGCCCCAGCUGUCGGACCCUAGGCCGCGCGUAAGGCGGACCGGACUGCGCCGAGCUGAAGAAUAUGUCAGCGAUCGUAUUCUCAUCAACCUUUCGCGGAGUGACACGAAUAUCAGCGAGUCUGACUGUUUCGUAUUCUCGGUGUGGCAGAGAUGA
Molecule: messenger RNA, 237 nt
Organism: Penicillium lagena
Lineage: Eukaryota; Fungi; Ascomycota; Eurotiomycetes; Eurotiales; Aspergillaceae
Exons: 1
Coding region: 1-237 (78 amino acids)
Source: RefSeq, a predicted model, not a curated record